This is a messenger RNA of Boeremia exigua, 2021 nucleotides long. RefSeq names its product RNA binding protein-like protein. NCBI's taxonomy places the organism in Eukaryota, Fungi, Ascomycota, Dothideomycetes, Pleosporales, Didymellaceae. The record is from RefSeq and is a predicted model, not a curated record. The coding region runs from base 157 to 1893 and encodes 578 amino acids. Gene Ontology annotation, molecular function: mRNA binding. The transcript has a single exon.
AUCUGCAUCCGACGCUGCCACCUCGCCAUCUGAAACCUGACACUUCUGGAUCGUCGCCGUCGACUCGCUGCAUUGGUCUGCGCCGCCGCUGCGACUCGCCUCGACCGCCGCUCUUUGUCCCCGCCCCGCCACCAUACCUCGACAACAAAGGAAGAAAUGGCCGGUGGGCCUAGUCCGAGCAGCACCAGUCCUUCCAACCUCUCCAACAGCCCUUUUCUGCACGGCUCGCUGAGCAGCUCCAACUCAUCGUCGCCACCGAAGCUGUUCGCCCAGAACACCAUGACGGCAGACGUCUUCUCGUCCUCUCACACAUACAACAACAUGAACGGCGCUAUUGGCGAGCGCCGGCCUGCCGAGCGCAACGGCCUCUCCAUGCUCUCCUUCGGCGACAUCGACUCCGCUUCCGACACCAAAACCCGACACGCCAUCUUCUUGCGCAAACUUCCCAGCAACAGCGACAAGGAAGCUGUGCGCAACAUCCUCCUCUUUGCCAAGGAUCUCGUUGACUGCGAAAUGGUGACCCAGACUCGAUACGCCGAAGACAAGGGCUUUGCAUCUGCCAUUGCCUACUUCCAGACCUACGAGGGCGCAAAGGAGGCGCGUGAUCUUCUCAAUGGCAAGCGCAAUGCCACCAAAGACGCAACUCUGAUCAUCGAGGUGCUGCCCGAUAGUCUUGGCGGCGCCAUUGGUUCGCGGCGCAAUACCGUCGAUAGCGGAUCUGCGCGACAUGGAUCCAUCGCGUCCUCCACCGGGAUCGCCAACGCGACUUCGAACGGUCGUCAAUCCUCGCGAUACAAUGGGACUUUCCAGAAUAUGGAGAAGAUGUCCCCACCCAAUGGAACUCCGGGUCUUGGCAACGGAGAGUUUGGAGUCUCCAACCUUUUCUCGCCGACGUCACCUGUACAAACCUCAUUUGCAAGCCGCAAUUUAGGCAAAUCGGUUAUCAAUGACGAGGCUGACGACGACAAUGAUCUGCUCAACGAGUCCAUUGGGUAUGCUACUGGAGCGCCAUCAGGACAAUCCAACAUGUCGCGCAGAGCAACGAACCCAAAUCCGUCGAUCCCAGUUUCUCGCUUCGCGUCCCUAUCGCUGAACACGAACAGUGUCAAUGGUAUGGGCUCACCACCACUAAACAACUACACAUCUCCUCGAUCUGCGGCUACGAUGCAGUCCCCUGGGCCGGCUCUUUCGGCAAUGUCGCCCCACAACGUGCCGUCUGCUUUGAGCAACGGAUCUAGCACGGGCUUUCAGCAGUACUCGUCGCACUUUGCUCGACCAACGUAUCCUCCGGUCAAUCCUGCCGACCAGAACCCACCCUGUAACACGCUCUAUGUUGGCAACUUGCCCAUGGACACGUCUGAGGAUGAGCUCAAGGCUGUAUUUUCUAAGCAACGUGGGUACAAGCGCCUAUGUUUCCGCACAAAGCAGAAUGGUCCCAUGUGCUUUGUCGAGUUCGAGGACACAUCAUUCGCUACCAAGGCUCUGAACGAGCUGUACGGAUACAUGCUGCACAAUAGCGUCAAGGGUGGAAUUCGACUGAGUUUUUCCAAGAAUCCUCUUGGUGUUCGCAGCGGACAGCACGCCAGCAUGGGCUCGGCGUCAUCCAUCGCUCCGAGUACCCCCCUUUCCGGAUUUGGCAGCGGCGUUGGAGCCCCUCCUGGCUUCUCGACGGCCACUGGACCACCACCCGGUCUAUCCGCUCCACCAGGCCUUGCGAACCACUCGAACCAGUCACAUGCAAGCGGCAACAACGGUUUCGGCAUGUACGCCAACGGCGGGUUCGGUAUGGGUCCAAACGAGAUGUCCAGUGGCAUGCGCCAACCCAUGGCCACAGGUGGUAACGGCUUCGGAGGCAUGAGCGGAAGCUACUCUGCCUACAUGAUGGGUCGUUAGAGGCGACGGUACCAGUGAUGUCGCCGCCAUGAUUGAUGAGGAGUUUGGGGGUGCAUCGAUCACUAAGCAUACACGAGAUGUAUGCUGCAUAUUUGUUGCGUUAUAUCCUGUCACUUCGGUUACAUUGC